AUGAAGCAAAUCUUGAGCACCCCGCAGCCCGCAGAGGCCGGCCCCGACAAGGCCAAGCACGUUGUACGCGUCCAUUGCCUGGCAGGUUCCAACCUUGAGGUCGAGGUAGCGGAACGCAUCGCAGCCGGAGUUGGGCACCCGGCAUGUUUACUUGUGCUGACAUCCGGCGGUUGUGUCAUCGACCAGCGCCAGCUGCUACUACCUCAAGUCCAGCACGACGAGAUUUGGUACGUGGUGCGCAGGCUUGGCGCGGGUCGUGUCGCGAUGCUUUGGGAGCGCCUGCUCGAAGAGAAGACUCCGUCUGAUGUAGCUGCCCUGAACGAAACGAUGUCGCUCACGUGGUAUUACACCAAGACCUCAACCGGUGCAUCCAACUACCCCGCAGCCUGCAGAGUUUGA
Symbiodinium sp. CCMP2592 is the source of this 399-nucleotide messenger RNA. Lineage: Eukaryota; Dinophyceae; Suessiales; Symbiodiniaceae. The record is from the annotation of a GenBank genome assembly.